This is a messenger RNA of Drosophila montana, 2176 nucleotides long. RefSeq lists its product as uncharacterized. The record is from RefSeq and is a predicted model, not a curated record. The transcript has 2 exons. NCBI's taxonomy places the organism in Eukaryota, Metazoa, Arthropoda, Insecta, Diptera, Drosophilidae. Bases 191 to 1015 code for a protein of 274 amino acids.
GGAGAUACAGAUAGCGAUGUGCCGAAUGGAAGAAACUAAUUUUAUAUAGAAUAAACACAUUUGCUAACUUUUUUAUUAAAAUGAGGUGCAGUUUACCAUUAUAUUUUUAAGCAAGUACGAUAAUCAAAUCAUUAGUUCAGCCUCUGAGUCUAUAUUGUUUUUUCUAAACGUUUUUAACUACAUAAGUAAAAUGACACACAAUUCAACAACCGUUUUAAGUUCCACAACCAAACGAAGAGGUGGUCAGCAUACCAUUUGGACACGAGAAAAAAUUUACAAACUAAUUGAGCUCUAUCGUGCAUCUGAUUGUUUGUGGAAUCAUUAUUCGGAGUUAUACAAAAACAAAGGUUGUCGAAACAAAGCCAUAAAUCGCAUAUGCACAGCUCUCGAAAUUUCAAAAAUUGACUAUGGGAAAAAAGUUCACAACCUACGAAACCAGUUUAAUUCGGAAUUGAAAAAGAUUGAAGCACGCUUAGAAAAAUCGGGAGGAAAAAAAGUAGUUUCACCAAAAGAACGCCGCUGGGAGCACUUUGAGACGUUGAUGUUUUUGAAACCUUUUAUUGAACCUCGGCCUGGAUAUCAUCAACCAAAAAUCAAGCAGAAAAUGGUAAAAAGACAUAGGAUUUCAUCGUUCAACGAAAACACAGAACCUCAAAUAUCCUCUAUAGAAAACCAGCUUGAAGAUAUUAUACAGCUACAAAUAUUGAGUUGCAAGGACACAACUGACGCCAAUGCAAAAGAACAAGGAACUUGUGAAGUACAACGGAGUUCUUCAUUAAAAACUUACAGUAGUUCUCCAAGUUUCAUUCAGAGCGGAGGACAAAGUUGUGUGGCGCUAACGGAAUCUAGACAUUCAAGUAUUCGGGAUCAAUGGGAUGCAUUUGGUGAAUUAAUAGCAAAUGAGUUGCGAAAUUUAAACUCUUCAAUUUCGCGAAAAAAACUCAAACGUAAAAUUAUGCAAGUUAUGUUAGAAGUAGGUGAAGAAGAUGACAACGAGGAAAAAAGCGUCAAUUGAACUCGCCUAUAUCUAUUGAUUUCAAAAUAAAAAAAUUCAUGCAAUGAGUCUGCGUUAACAAAGAAAUAAGUUCACAGUAAAAAACACUAAACGAAUACAACAAAUUCUUUAACGAUAAUAAAAAAAUGAAUGAAAACUUCUGUCAGGAGCUUUAAAUGUGAAUCUCCUAUGAUGCUAUGUUUGGGCACCAUGACGUACGCUUCGGGAUACAUAGCAUGAAUGCAGAAAAUUAUGUUGAGCUCUCAGAUUCAGAACUGAUCAAUUUUGGAGAAGAAUAAUUUGGAGACAGUUGUUUCAACACGAUAACGCUCUCAUGCACACAGCCUUGUUCUCACAAGCUUUUUUCAGUUUAUGCAAAUGCGAAGCAAUAGAAGAAAUGUGAAGGACCUAAAAGUCUCUAUUGUUGAAGGAUGGGCUUAACUGAACCUUCGAAUGCUUAAAGUAUUAUCUCAAUUCUAGCACGGAUUUUCAAAGUUAAAAAUAAUGGGUGCUCAAGUAAAUAAUUGUAAGGAAAUAAAAACGUAGCUGUUUUUACGAUAACCGAGUUUUGAUUAUGUCUGUUUUGCUUGUUUCUUAUACCCUGAACCUAUGUAAAUGGUUAAAAAGGGUUUAAGUACCUAUAAAUAUAAUUUUAAUUGGGACUGUAAGUUAAUAUAAGUAAACGAUAAACCACUAAACUAUAAUACAAUGUAAUAGUGCUGACCAGGCUGCCCUUGGUCACUGAAUCAUUGGCCGCGAUCGUCUCGGAAGCGUAACAUGCGACUUGCCGACUGGCGUCCAACUACCUGUAAAAACGAAAUCCACGGGAAGAAUGUUGUGAAUUGUGUGUGAAUUAAGGUACAAAAAUAAUUACGAAAAGUAUUUAUGCGUAAAACGAAAAACAAUCCGGGAGUAACAUUGCGCAAGUUAGAAGCAAAAGCAUAUAAAAAAAACAAAAAAAAUUAAAAAUAAAACGACGAUUCUCGCAGCCCUGAGCCAAAAUAGAGGCAUAAAAAUACAAGUUCCAUUAUCACCAAGCGGAGACGAUCUACUAAAACAAUAAGAAAUUUAAGUAAAAAUCUUAACUACUAUUUUCUGUAGCUGCCAAUAAUUAGAUUUGAUAUUUCUAAAAUCUCGACUUUUUUAUACGAUACAGUUGUUCGCCCUAUCCUUGCAUCUGGU